CUCUCUGUCUCUCUCUCUCUCUCUCUCUCUCUCUGUCUCUCUGUCUCUCUCUCUCUGCCUGUCUGUCUGUCCACCUGCAGCCAUGUCCUCCAGGCCUGAGAGUAAGACAGCCUCCCAGUUUGCGACACUGACGAUGAAGCUAAAGGAUAAAAUCCACCAGCAGCGGAAUCGCUACGCUGAACGAAUCAAACACACUCCGUCACUGAGGAGCAAACCACCUGACCUGGACCUGACCGAACACACACACAAGGACAAGCUCGGGGAGCAGCAGCGUAUCGUCAUCAGCUCUCUGCAGUACUUCAAAGCUCUGGUGGAUCGGUUCGGGGUGGAGCGGGUGGAGCGGGUGGAGCAGCAGCCGUGUGUGGUGGGGGUGAUGCUGGGGGGGGCGUCCAGCACCGUCCUGGAGGAGGUGCACACGCUGGUCCAGCUGGAGCCCCGCCUCCACAGCAGCCGCUCCGUCUCCGCCUGCCUCGUGCGCCUCCACGCCGCCGUGGCCGAUCUGAUUCGCUGGGUCGAUCGGGUGAUACUGCAGGUCGUUACCGCCGGCGACAAGGAGUCCACCGGCAGCGUUGCCACGGUGAUCAAGGUGGUGCUGGACGGGGUGAAGGAGCUCGUUCGAUUGGCUGCAGAGAGAAAAGAAGGAGCCGCCCCCGUGUCUCCCGUCCAAUCACAGCCGGCCGUGGAGCUGCUCACCUGUCCGCCUGCAGAGGAGGACGAGCCCCCCCCCAAACCUGUGAUGCCCCUCCUGGAGCACCGCCACUCACUGACCCCCCCUCAGACAUUCAGCCCUCCAGCCCUGCCCCCCAAAAAACGGUCCUCAUCAUCAGGCCCCGCCCCCUGCAGGGUCGCCAUAGUAGCACCAAUGAGAAGAGAGACUGAAGCAGAGCGACAGGAGUGUGAGGAAGACGACCUGAAGAGCUGCUCGUCAUCGUCUGCAGACUCUGGUGCUGAUAACACACACUGUGGUGUUCAGCUGACUAUGGAGGAGGAUCCAGACUACGACUUCCUCCACACAGACCUGUCGUCCAGUGAGACGCUCCCUCCUCUUCCUCCCCCCUCCUCCCUCCCCCCCACCCUGCCAGAGAAGAGACGACGCAGCGCUGCAGAAGCAUCCAGCUCUCAGUCUUCACCUGCUUUUGAGUUUGGCCCCGCCCAUCAGGAACAAAGCCCCGCCCACUCAGAUGAUGUCACAGAUCCUGAGUCUCUGUCCUCGCCGCUCUCCCCCAGCAAGUCGCCACCCCCCCUCCCCGAGAAGAAACGACACAUCCAUCAGUACCUUCAGUUCUGUUCUUCGUACAGCGCUCAAUCUGCAGCCAUGUUCUACUCGAGACCUUCGGGCCACAGUCAGCGCCAUAGCACCAAGCGGCCCACGCACACACAUCAGGACCCAGACUCUGCCUCCGCACCUGAGCCGGUACCUGCUCCAGCUCUACCACCGAAGAAGAGACAGCAGGAUGCUGACGAAGACGAUGAAGAGAGCGAAGAGCAGCUAAUCGGAGACGGUUCCCACGGCCUCCAGCAGGAGGAGGAGCAGGAGGAGCGGGAGGAGCACGAGGAGCAGCAGGAGCAGCAGGAGGAGGUGUUACUGAAAAAGAAGGAGAUCCUCCACAGGAUCAUCAUGACCCCUGAGGGCGAACAUGACGAUGGGCCAGAUGUGAAAGCAGCGUCUCCUGACAUCUUAUUGGCCUACGCUGCAGAGACUGAGAGCAGCACUGAACCAGGAUACCGUGAAGCCUUCCUCUACACCUACAGGUGUUUCAUCAGCCCGAGUGAUGUCAUCAGCAAACUACAGCACAGGUACAGACACCUGAAGGACGGAGCAGAACCUGAACAAGAGAACGCCUUCAACCUGCUGGUUAGUGUGGUGGACCAGCUCAGUGCGGUGGAGCUGGAGCCUGACUUGCUGCUGCUGUUAAUGGACCUGGUGUUCAGCCUCCUGAUUGGUGGAGAGCUGACCCAGGCCCGCCAGCUGCGCUCCGUCAUCCUGUCCAAGAUGGAGCACAAGUGGCAGCUGAUUGGCUGUCCUCAGUCUCUGCAGCCGCUGGCUUCCAGGGGCGUGGCUGCCAGACCAGGAACUCUGCUGGACUUCAGGAGCCACGACUUAGCUGAACAGCUGACUCUACGAGACUCUGAGCUCUUCUACAAGAUAGAGCUCCAGGAGGUGUUGCUGUGGUCUAAGGAGCAGAAUGAGGAGAAGAGUCCGAACCUGACGGCGUUCACUCAACACUUCAACAACGUUUCCUUCUGGGUGCGUUCAGUCAUCAUGCUUCAGGACAAACCUCAUGACCGGGAGAAACUACUGCUGAAGUUCCUGAAGAUUAUGAAGCACCUGAGGAGGCUGAAUAACUUUAACUCGUACCUGUCCAUCCUGUCGGGUCUGGACUCGGCCCCCCUGCGGCGCCUGGACUGGCAGAGGAACACGGCCGAGAGUCUGGAGGAGUACAGCUCGCUGAUCGACAGCUCGUCAUCGUUCAGAGCGUACAGAGCAGCUCUGCACGAGGCGGACCCCCCCUGCAUACCCUACCUGGGUUUGAUCCUUCAGGACUUGACGUUCGUCCACUUGGGGAAUCCUGACAAAUUGAUGACCCCACAGGGUUCAAAGGUCAACUUCUCUAAGAACUGGCAGCAGUUUAACAUCCUGGAGACGCUGAGGACGUACCAGCAGACGCGCUACCAGCUGCAGGCCAACGAUGACAUCACAUCCUUCUUCAACGAGUUCAGGGAUCACCUGGCGGAAGAGGCAUUAUGGGAACUCUCUCUCAGGCUCCGCCCCCGAAGCGCUCCUCGAGCCAAUCACAAAUGAGCGGAAAUGUCUCGCAGCCAAUCAGGGGAAAGCAGGAGUGAACCCCUCGGAACCAGGACUCAGACUGUGCUAACCUGUGCUAGCUGUUAGCCAGGUGUUCCAGGGGGCGUGGCCUCUUCCUGACUUUUGACUUUUUGAAGUAUUUUCACUGUAAUUUUGUCUCACAUCCAAUCAGCUGUCAGAUGAUUAAUAAAGAUGUUUACACCUGUCCCCACCUGUCCUCACCUGUCCCCACCUGUCCUAAACCUGUCCUCACCUGUCCUAAAUCUGUCCCCACCUGUCCUAAACCUGUCCUCACCCGUCCUUACCUGUCCCCACCUGUCCUAAACCUGUCCCCACCUGUCCUAAACCUGUCCCCACCUGUC
Messenger RNA from Scomber japonicus (chub mackerel), 3168 nucleotides. Its product is annotated as rap guanine nucleotide exchange factor 1-like. Lineage: Eukaryota; Metazoa; Chordata; Actinopteri; Scombriformes; Scombridae. The record is from RefSeq and is a predicted model, not a curated record. The transcript has 23 exons. Bases 83 to 2803 code for a protein of 906 amino acids. Gene Ontology annotation, cellular component: plasma membrane. Gene Ontology annotation, biological process: positive regulation of GTPase activity; Ras protein signal transduction. Gene Ontology annotation, molecular function: guanyl-nucleotide exchange factor activity.